This is a messenger RNA of Polistes canadensis, 1003 nucleotides long. RefSeq names its product oxysterol-binding protein-related protein 11. The transcript has 2 exons. The record is from RefSeq and is a predicted model, not a curated record. NCBI's taxonomy places the organism in Eukaryota, Metazoa, Arthropoda, Insecta, Hymenoptera, Vespidae. The coding region runs from base 182 to 766 and encodes 194 amino acids.
AAAUGGGAAUGAAACACUAGAGGUCUCUAGUUGAUUAUCUUGUUCUUAUCACGCACAAAAUAUAAUUACAACUUAACAAUCCUAACCUUUUUUAAUGUGUUAUAUUAGAUGACAAUCGAUCUUAAUUGUGUAUUAUUUCAUUAAAAUAAGAAAAAAAGGCUUCCGAUAAAGGAGAGAAAUAAUGAAUGUUCAAAUAAGGUUUCCUUACGAGGGUUUAUUACACAAAUAUACAAAUGCGAUGAAAGGAUGGCAGUAUCGCUGGUUUAUUCUUAGUCCUGAAACUGGUGAAUUACAUUAUUUUCUUAGUGAAUCCGAGAAAAAUCAACGACCACGUUGUUCCAUAUAUUUAGCUGGUGCAGUUAUAGCACCUAGUGAUGAAGACUCCAAUACUUUCACUGUUAAUUCUGCCACAGGAGAUAUGAUAAAAUUAAGAGCUACUGAUGCUAGAGCACGACAGGAAUGGGUAGACAAACUGAGAGCGGUUACAGAAAUGUAUACAAGAGCGAUAGCUAGUAGUCAUCCUCCUUUACCGCCAAGAGAACAUUCCACUAAUGCCAGCAGAAAUCCUGUUGCCAAAUUAGAAGUCCUUGAUGCAUUCGCUAAUUGCCAGGAACAAUUAAGAAAAGUUGAAAAGCAUAAUGCUGCGUUGGCACAAUCCAUUGAAAAUUCUAGUAUGAAUUUAGACUCAGAUUUAUUAGUCCUUAAAGCUAUGGCUCAUACAACGUUACAUACAUUAAAUCAAUGCCUUAAUAUAUUAUACCAAUGAAAUAAUACUCUUCGAGAGAGAUGUUUUAAAAAAAAAAAACACUUGAUACGCAAAUAUUCAUUCAAUGAUUCUCUUCCUCGUGUAGGAAUAUAUUCAAGCAUAUCUAAUACAUUUCAUUUUAUUUCCAUUUUAUACUCUUUCAUUUUAAAUAAGUCUGUUUACUUAUUGAUAGUGUAUAAAUCAAAAGAAAAAGUUCUUCCAAGACAAGUUCUAAUAAAAAGUUGAUGAGAUCUCUUA